GAAGCCAUGCUCAUUUCAAAUUAGUGAUUUACGAUCCCAAGAACCAAAUUACGGAAUGAGGAGGGUUCAAAGCUUUACGAUAGAAUUACGUAAUAAAAAGUACGUCGCUAACUUCAGGGAAGAAAAGAUAAUUUGUGGAAUUAAUUUGACAAGUAUAACAAAUAAAACAACCAAAAUAGAGAUGAUCAUUGCAGACAGCGAUGGGGAGACUUUCCCUAUUGACCUUUCCAAUGACAUUGGUAUGAAAUGGUUUGGAACCUGCUAUCGAGCUCAAAAAUUGACUUUAAACGUAGGCGAGAAUCUAAAUGGGAAAAUAUUAACUUUGUAUGAACAAGCAGAGGAUGCGUUGUUAAUGGUAGAUCGUAUCGCUGUUCUAGGAUUUUAUCACAAGGAGGAACCCAAGAAAAGUAAGUGGGAAUUUCUGAACGACUACCCACCGGAAGAAGUGCUGAACAUCAUGAGACCAGUGCUGCAAAAAGCUAGAUCUGCAGGAGAGGUGGCAGUUCAGAACCUCUCGUCAAGUAUCCGUAAGAAAGAGAGUGCAACUGACUUCCGGAAGUCAUCAAAAGGAAUAGGAAUUCUGGGAGGUUGUCUUCUUGGAUUAGUUUUCAUGAUCAUCUUCGUGUCUGAUGUAUUCAUCAUCCAAGCUCACUUGAAAGCCAUGUAUCGGAAUAUAUUUAAUCUGUUUAGACCAUCGCCAAGGGUGCGCGUUAAUACACAAAUUGAUUGAUCAAUUUUCAUUUGGAGAAAUAUCUUUCAAAAUUUUAUUUCUCAGACAAAACGAGGAAUGUACAUAAAUUUUUUUUUAGUGGAAACGUUUUUAUUAAAUUAAUUUUACAAUAUAAUUAAGCAUAACAUGUGAAAGUUAACUAAUAUUUUGAAAUGGUUUACAAUGUAGACCUUUGCGUUAAGAAAACUUUCCAGAGGCUUGCCAGAAGUUAAGUCAUUAAUUGAGUUGAUUGUUUGAGUGAAGGAAGCGAUAUGUUUAAAAAUUAUGUUUGUUUUGUUGCCCUUUGAAUGCAAGAUGGAAAAGGGAUGUGAUUUACAGAACACGAGUUUCUUUCACAUCAAUACAGUUAACUUUCAGAAUGUUUAAAAACUUUGAGGGUUGUAAUCGUAUCAAUUGGUGCGAGAAAUUUCGUUCUUAACAUACUGCAUUAUCAAUCCAGACCAACAUAAGAGGAAUGAUCAAAAAGUUUGCGAUUUAAUUUAAUAACUUCCAUUUAAGAAAUGAUUUAGGGUUAAAUUUAUUUUUUAAGUAGUCCUUUCCGAUUUCAUUGCGAAAAGGGAACCGUUCGGCCAUGUGCGAAUUACGUGAUCUUGGCGAUCACGUGACAUGCUCCGUAGCGUUUUGUCACAGAAGCUUAAAAUUUUUCGACUCAUUUAUCUCUUACCAGGUGCAAGAUAUAUUUUAAAACAGAAAUAUCCCACUUGUAAGAAAUUGCCAAAUCUCGGCAACAGUGUGGGUGGAUAAGGAUAUCCUUUUCUAGAAUGAGCAUGGUGACCAUCAUAAACAUAGUCUUCUGUUUUUGACUAUAGUUUUUUCAAUGUGGUUAAAGUACUGGUGCCUCUAGUUUACCAUAUCUGAUAUCUUUAAAGUCUAAAGUAACGAUAUGUUAGGAAUUCAAUAAUCAUUGUUAAGAUAUUCAAAUUUUUCUAAAUGUAAGUAUGUGAUCUUUCAUUUCAUAUAGCUGAACAAAGGACACAUCUCUUCUCUAGCUUGCUUUCAAUGAGCAACAGAUCAAACAUCAUUUUUAAAACUAUCUCUUCCUUAAUUCAUUCAAACAAUCAAUUCAAUAAAUGACUUAACUUUUGGCAAGUUUUUUGUGCUCAUAAACCAUGUACACAUUAUUAUAUACCACUGCAAAAGGAUUUUCAAGAUAUAUGUUUAAUUUUACAGCCGUUCUUGCUAGAAUACGACUUGAUUAACCAUUUUUAUAACAAGUAAUUUACAUUGACAUAUUUACAUAUUGACGUCAU
Saccostrea cuccullata (small rock oyster) is the source of this 1980-nucleotide messenger RNA. RefSeq lists its product as uncharacterized. The transcript is spliced from 6 exons. The coding region runs from base 56 to 730 and encodes 224 amino acids. The record is from RefSeq and is a predicted model, not a curated record. NCBI's taxonomy places the organism in Eukaryota, Metazoa, Mollusca, Bivalvia, Ostreida, Ostreidae.